AUGUCUCUGCAUCGUGCUUUGGAAUGUCUCGAUGUCAUUGAAGGGAUCUUCCAACGCUUCUCUUCGACUCGAGAGGACCGCCAGACUCUGGCGAGAGCUGCUCGUGUUUGCAAGGCAUUUGCAGAUCCGGCACUAGAUGCUCUGUGGGAAACGCUGGAUGACAUAAUUCCAGCAUUCAGGCUUCUUCCUUCGCUUGCAGUUGUUUUUGAUGAACAUGGGUUUCAAGUUGACGUAACCUUCGGUAUUAUACCUCAAGACGCCUGGGACCGAUUUCAGCAGUAUGCGAGACGUGUCCGCAAGCUGACAGUGAUGUCUCCUGCUAGCGCAUUGAUGGAGGCUCCAAGUCGUCCUCUGGAACAACUCGCUCAACGGGGUGGUGGCCAGGUUGUAUUUCCACGUCUUGAGAGGUUGACAUGGAGACAGGAAUACCUCAGCCGUAGUAACAGGAACAUUCUUCUUUUGAUACCAUCGUCCCUGGAAGCCUUGUCGAUCCAAGGUGUCAUACGCGACUCCGGCGGGGAGACAAGCUGGCAAUGGCUAGAGGCGUCUCAAGAUCUGUUACGAACCAUCUUCUCCAGAGCGCCCCGCCUGCAAGCCUUCGCCAUAUCUGGCAUCGUUCAUCCCCGGGCACUGGUAUCAAUACGCGCUCUCCCAGCUUUGCGUCAAGUCCACAUUGUUUCACGCAUUAUCAAUCUCCAGGCCAUACGAGUACUUGCAUCAUUCCCAUACCUAGUCGAGCUCUCUAUCCAUGCACGUUUCACGAUCCCCGAUAACUCUGGUUGUAUUGGGUUUCCCGUGCUGAAGGACUUAAGUGUCCGGGGCACCCAAAUGGAACACACCCCUGAGCUAGUUAAUAGGUUGCCGUCCAUCGAGCUCACCCAUUUAUUGUCGACUAUCCUUUCCCCAUCGGUCCGUACACUGUCAGCCAACAUACGUGCAGAUGAGGAUGGCCAGCUUGAACCUCUUUUGUCACUAAUAGCCUCAAAGUACCGUUCAUUACGCGUGCUUUCCCUCGAGGUCGACAAUGCUGCCCCGGACACCAGAUCAUUCUCGGGUGUAUUGAGACCACUCGUAUCGUUGCGAGUACUUCGCAUCAUACGUAUCCGUCUCUUGUAUUCGAUGCUGUUGCCAGCCGAACUACUUGUCGACAUGGCGAUGGCUUGGCCUGAAGCAAUCGAAGUAACACUGUUCGCCGAGACACCAUCGAUAGACACUAGCAUCCCAGUCGAUGCGGUGUACGUUCUGACUGAAUUCGCUCGGCUCUGCCCGAAGUUGGAAACCCUCGAGCUGCCUUAUCUUGAUUUCCAGCAUCCCCCUUCGUUAGACACGCUGACCGCCACCAAGGGUCAUGGUCUUCGCUCUCUCGGCGUAAGCGCCUAUUCGAACAUGUCGAUCGAAGACCACGCACAGGUGGCACACUUCGUCGAUACCGUCUUUCCCAAACUAGCCAUCGACAGCCAACUGAAUUGGCUACCACUUGAGGAGGGCUAUGAUUCUAGAAUGAACUGGAAGCGGGUGUUGGAGCUGAUGAAGGAGCUUCGUCGGGAGAGAGAGAGCUCGUCGGGGCAAAUUGGGACACGGAAUUCCCUUGGUGAAUCUAAUAUGUAG
Sparassis crispa is the source of this 1608-nucleotide messenger RNA. RefSeq lists its product as hypothetical. The transcript has 3 exons. The record is from RefSeq and is a predicted model, not a curated record. NCBI's taxonomy places the organism in Eukaryota, Fungi, Basidiomycota, Agaricomycetes, Polyporales, Sparassidaceae. Bases 1 to 1608 code for a protein of 535 amino acids.